Mycosarcoma maydis (corn smut) is the source of this 1452-nucleotide messenger RNA. RefSeq lists its product as uncharacterized. The transcript has a single exon. The record is from RefSeq and is a predicted model, not a curated record. NCBI's taxonomy places the organism in Eukaryota, Fungi, Basidiomycota, Ustilaginomycetes, Ustilaginales. The coding region runs from base 1 to 1452 and encodes 483 amino acids.
AUGACUCCACACGGAAGCACUUCGCCGCCUGCGCUAGGUACUCCUGGCAGCCUCAAGACCGUCUUCAAAGCAUCCGAGCCUCGCGCUUUCGACCAUUUUGACGAUUUUGUCGACGAGAUUCUUCCAGGGUGCGUUCAAACUUCUCUCUUGACCUCUAGCGCUACCAUGGGACGCCGCUCCCGCCUCGACGAGUCGGCUGGAGAGGGACUUCGCAGGAACGUGUUGCUGCGCAAUGCAAUGCUCUCCAGCUUGGAGCGUGAGAGACGCCAGCUUUCAGAAGAGGCGCAGGCUCACAGCGCAACUGCCUCAUUCACCUCCACUCCGCAAAUCGGCUCGCCUGCCUUAGACGAGGAAGCUCAGUUCUUCGAAGACCUCUUGUUGGAACUUAGCGGCUCAGAGACCUCCAACUCCACAAGCACCGUGCUCGAGGCCUCGAUGCAAGACGCGACCGCUCCCAGUAUGACCGAAGAGGAGGAAGACUAUAUUGAGCUCGAAUCGGGCCUCCCUUCGGAACAUGUGUUCACACAGCUGCACUCGCGGCGAUCUGUGCCGUUGUCGAGUCCAAACAUGGCCCUUGCUUCCGUCGAUCGAGAUGUGGUGUCUGGCAGCCCCGCCCUGGCGUCAGUCGACUCCUGCUCCAGCGCUUUCUCUGAACCUCGUCAGUGCGACGACUCUGGGUUCGCGGAAGCCACUUCUUGUCCAGCCUCGGCAGCCAGCUACUGUGCCGGAUAUCCGAACGUCUGCCCGUACCCUGCUAUCAGCAGCUUUGCCGGAGGAUCCUCCGAGGAGCUACCGGCUCUCAUCGAUGACGACGAUAGCGAUCUGGACGAAGACGAAGAUGACGAGGCCGACGAUCAGCUCGGACCGGCGCCAGAGUCGGCGGCGCUCAUGGCGUCACCAGCAGCUGCGCAUAGCCAGGAUGGCGAAGCAAUGCGCUCUCCUCCGCUCUCUCCCGUUGCUUCACCCAUCCACUCAGCGUGCACUGAUCACCCGGGCUUUCGAGACUUGCUCUCGCCAGACUCCUCACGCCCUACAUCGCCUAUAUCGAGCGCCUCUUCCAAGGGCGAUGCAGAUGGGCCCAGCCCUCUGCUGCUGCCAUCCGACGUGGGUCCGUUGCCGUCUCUGGCUGAAUUGUCGCUACAGCUACCUGCUGCGAUCGGCUCCGACCUCUUGGCUCUGCCCUCGCGCACUCUGACAGGCGCUUGGUUCGAGCAUAAACACGAGGCUCCCUCGGCUGCAGGUCUAAAUGUCAAUGCAGAUCGCAUGCGUUGGACCACCUCUCCGUCCACCUGCUUCCGACGAUCGUCGACAGUGUCGUCAUCCAUGUCGUCAUCCGUAUCGCCUGGUUACCGACCAUACAGACUUGGUGUUGAUUCAGAUCGCAGCACUCUCCCAUUUGUGCCAGCGAAUGACCCGAGCGAGUAUUCCGUUGUGGUGCACUGGUCGCGAUAA